AUGGACAAUUCCAUUCGCCAGCCUCGAAAGUGGUCUUUGGCGGAAGAUCAGAAACUCCGCGAAGAAGUGGAGGCCCAACUCGUGGAAGGAGAAGUCAAGGAUUGGUGCAGAAUCGCCGAUAGCCUCCCUGGUCGAACGAACAAAGAUUGUCGAAAACGGUGGCACAACUCAGUAGCAGGAGGUCUCAAGAAGGGGCAGUGGUCAAAGAGUGAAGAUCAGUUGCUCUCAAGAGGGGUACAACAAUACGGCCAAAAAUGGACAGUGGUCGCAAGCUGUGUCGGAAGUCGUAGCGCAGACCAAUGCGCGAAGCGGUGGCAGCAGUCACUUGAUCCGGAUCUUGAUCGAAGCGAAUGGCGCGACUUGGACGACACAACACUCAUUGACGCAGUCCAGCGACUCGGACGACACUGGAAAGACAUCCAACGUGAACAUUUUCCAGGAAGAUCAAAGAACGAUAUCAAGAAUAGAUAUACGGUCCUCGUGCGAAGAUACCAGAACCAGGGCAUCACCCUUCCCAAUGCCCCAAGUUCUCCAUCCGACUCUGGUACACCGGCCCUGUCGAACUAUGCCGAGGACGAUGACUACCUCUCCCCCAAUUCCCACAUGUACGAUACGUUCCUGUCCACACCAUCACACGGAUCAAGUCGCCAUUCCUGGUCAAGCUUCGACAACGACGCAUACUCAACAUGGUCAUCUCCACAAACAUACGCCAUGCCUACCGCUACAGCCGACCGGAUUUUACAUCAUUCAUCGGUCACUCCGUCUCAGUAUCUAUACACUCAGCCACCACUGGGCUCCAACAUGCCUGCCACAUGGGAUCAAACGUCGCCCUACGCACAUCACCCCUCACCAUCACUGCACACCGGUGCACCCACGAGCCCAUCAGUGUAUGGCUACAGCCCAUAUCCGGUCGCCCAGCAACCAAUAACGCCCCACAACAUUGCUUACACAGCCUCCACGGAGCGAGCAGCAUAUGCCACGAUGCCGAAUUACUCGCCACCUACUGCAUCAGGUCAGCGGGUUUACGACCAAAGCGCAUCGGCAAUGUACCGUGACCCCAGACAUUCACAACAUCCUUACUAUCAGUCGUGA
Alternaria novae-zelandiae is the source of this 1092-nucleotide messenger RNA. RefSeq lists its product as uncharacterized. The transcript is spliced from 7 exons. Lineage: Eukaryota; Fungi; Ascomycota; Dothideomycetes; Pleosporales; Pleosporaceae. Gene Ontology annotation, cellular component: nucleus. Gene Ontology annotation, molecular function: DNA-binding transcription factor activity, RNA polymerase II-specific; RNA polymerase II cis-regulatory region sequence-specific DNA binding. The record is from RefSeq and is a predicted model, not a curated record. Gene Ontology annotation, biological process: regulation of DNA-templated transcription. The coding region runs from base 1 to 1092 and encodes 363 amino acids.